AUGCCUUCCAUGACUAACAACACUACUGCUGCUACAUCCAAAGUUCGCAUGAGCUCUUUCAACCAGCCAAGAAGCGAUCGCUCAGGUGUCUCCAGAGAAGAACUUUUGAAAAUGGCCAAAGCCGAGUACUCCCGCCAAUUGACCAGAUACACUGAAAAACAGUUGAGAAGACGCAUCUCUACCGAACACAGAUCCCACAGCCAUUGUUCCCAGCCAGCAACUGAACAACGUAGCGCUGCCUUUCUUUAUUCUUGUACAUUCCUCAAGGGCUAG
This is a messenger RNA of Phycomyces blakesleeanus NRRL 1555(-), 273 nucleotides long. RefSeq lists its product as hypothetical. The transcript is spliced from 2 exons. The coding region runs from base 1 to 273 and encodes 90 amino acids. The record is from RefSeq and is a predicted model, not a curated record. NCBI's taxonomy places the organism in Eukaryota, Fungi, Mucoromycota, Mucoromycetes, Mucorales, Phycomycetaceae.